Molecule: messenger RNA, 1247 nt
Organism: Bombyx mandarina (wild silkworm)
Lineage: Eukaryota; Metazoa; Arthropoda; Insecta; Lepidoptera; Bombycidae
Product: odorant receptor 67a
Biological process (GO): detection of chemical stimulus involved in sensory perception of smell; sensory perception of smell
Cellular component (GO): plasma membrane
Molecular function (GO): olfactory receptor activity; odorant binding
Source: RefSeq, a predicted model, not a curated record
AAUGUCUUCGUUGCCUUAUACCUACAGGAAUACAUAUGAGCGCUACGUAAACCUCUUGGGAACUGUUGGAUUAGACUUCUUUGAGGAGUCCAGAGGUUGUUUCGUGAAAAGAAACAUAAAACUGCUCAUAUUUAACAUAUUAUUUUUACCUUUCGCCGCUAUACAGUUCGGCUUGAUGUUGAAGAUUAAUGCUGAAAAUUUUUUGGAGGGCGCUCUGGUCAUUCCCAUUGUGGUCAUGUUCGCUUUGGAUAUAAUUAAAAUGGCGAUAGGCGUUGCGAAACGUUCUGACAUUAAAUAUAUAUUUGACGAGAUCGGUAAGCUGUGGCCGAGAGAGGAUGAUGUAGAUAAAAACAUAAUUCUUACUAUUUGGUUACGGCGCAUUGGAUUGCUCCUUAACUCGUUCUUCAUAUUCGCCGUGUCCAAUUUAGCUAUGUUUGAGACUUACCCGUUUUUAAGAACGUGCUACAAUUUAUAUGUCGGCAAUGAUGAUUAUAUCUUACCGUUUCAACUUUGCGGACUGUGGGAAGUCAAAUCUACUGUUGUGUAUAUCUUAACUUAUAUAUUGGAGAUCGUGGGAACGACUCCUUGCCAAUUAUUCCUGUACUUACCAUUCGACCUAUUGAUUGUUACUUUAACAUCCAAUGUCAGCAUACUCCUAAGAUUAUUGCAAGCGGAUCUCCAAAACGCCGUCAGAUUACAUCGUGAAAGACCAAACACGUAUUAUGUUAAUGAUCAUGAAAGUUAUGAAAGAAUCAAAGAAAUCGUAUUUAGACACCAGAGGAUAUUGAGAAUUGCCGAUAAACUGAGUGAAGUUUUCGGGUUAGUGAUAUUGGUUCACGUUUCGCUCUCGGCAGUCGUGAUAUGUUUCUUCGGUUUCUUGACUGUGGUGUAUGGAGGUCUAAUAGAAACAAUAUCUAAUUUCCUAACAGCUUUGAAUUUGAUUUUAAUUGUGUUUCUGAUAGCACUUGGAGGACAACUAUUGUGUGACACGAGCUCUAACAUUUCUGACGCCGCUUACAACAGCCUCUGGUACGAAGGCGACCUCAAACUUAGAAAACUAAUGUUGUUUAUCAUUACUCGAUCACAAAAUCCGUGCUAUUUAUCUGCGUUGGGAUUUUCAAAUAUGACUCUACGAUCAUUUUCAAAGAUUAUGAGCACGGCAUGGACGUAUCUGUCGCUUCUUAUUCAAGUUUAUGAAGGAAAUUAACACUUACAAAACCGUCCGCAGUAUUAAGCUUAUUACUAAG